UCAAAUAUAUUACAUUUACUCGUGCUGCCGUCAAUGUGCAGGUUGAUACCAUUUGAAAAUGUUAGUUAUUCGUGGGUGAAACUACAUCCAACAUGCCACUUAAAUCUGCUGUCAGUUUGCUACUACUCUACUUCUGUUGUUUCGAUUCCGGAUCCACAAUUGUGACAGUCGACAACGGAAACCUUAAGAAAGAAUGUGACACAGAUGCACCGAUUGUCGUUCCUAAUUUCAAGGCAAACUGGUUCAAGGCAACCGAGUACUGUCACUAUCUGAACAGGAAUCUGGUGGUGCUGACGUCAGCCGAGAAGCAAGAGAUGAUCGGAAAACUGCUGAAGGGUACGGACAAAUUCGAGGGCAAUUCUUUCUGGAUUGGUGGAAGUGAUUUAGCUGAAAUAGGGAACUUCCAUUGGCACUCGACCGGGAGUCGAUUCGUAUGGCACAAUUGGAACGAACUGCUACCGGUUCCGGUGGCGAAUGAUGGUCGCAAGGACAAUCGAUGUGUGCUGCUGCUGAACGCCCAAUCGGAAACGGUCGGAUUCAAGUGGAUGGUUGUCAACUGCUGGGAUGAGUAUUAUUUCGUUUGUGAGAUGGAAGUUCGUUCAUAAGGAUGUUGUUGAACUCAUUACCAUUCAAACUAGUUAAUAAUACAACUAUGUUUUGAAACAUUGGGUAUUUGACUGGAAGUCCACGUCCGAAAAUAUUCCACUUUCGGUCAAGCACGCAGCACUUGUAAAAAUUACACUACUACACAACAACAAAAAUAAUUGUAACAAUCGCGAUGUGAUUAUCAAUUGAUGUGCGAAAAAUUUAGAAUAAAUA
Molecule: messenger RNA, 819 nt
Organism: Malaya genurostris
Lineage: Eukaryota; Metazoa; Arthropoda; Insecta; Diptera; Culicidae
Exons: 2
Coding region: 93-605 (170 amino acids)
Biological process (GO): biological process involved in interspecies interaction between organisms
Cellular component (GO): external side of plasma membrane
Molecular function (GO): carbohydrate binding
Source: RefSeq, a predicted model, not a curated record